GAUAAUGUUUUAUUAUCAUGCAAUUAUAAGCAUCUCUACAAAAUGUAUUUAAAAGAUCAAAACUUCACUUGUCCCGCCCCAUCAUAAAUGAUUUAAAGCUCCCCUUACACCUUCCCGUAUUUCUCUUUUGAUUUCCUCUCCCAACAUUCUUCAACUUGUUGCUACCCUUUCUUCUUCCCCGAAACCAAAUCCUUUGAAAGUUCAAACCUCCGCAACUUUUUUCUUGGCCAUGACAACCUACGGCACGAUCCCGGCUUCCACACUCCCUUCGGCCAACCUUGAAUACCUAUCUCGAGCCAAAGAACGUAUCAAAGAUGGCCUCGGAGCUCGACAUCCAUGGAAACUCAUGUUCAACAUCCACUCCCUCAACUGCCCUCGAACCUUCUCUGAAGCCAUUUCCAGGUUUAGAGCUAACUUAGCUUACUUCCGCAUGAAUUAUGCCAUAAUCGUGCUUCUAAUCCUUUUCCUCAGCCUAUUAUGGCACCCCAUCUCCCUCGUAGUCCUCAUUAUCAUGAUGGCCCUUUGGUUGUUCUUGUACUUCCUACGGGAUGAGCCAUUGGCUAUUUUCAACCGCACGAUCGACGACCGUGUAGUGCUGGUUGUGUUGGGGGUUUCGACCUUUGUGUUCUUGCUGUUGACUGAUGCCACCAGCAAUAUCUUAGUGUCAGUUAUGAUUGGUGCAGUGGUUGUUUUGGUGCACGCUUCGUUGAGGAGGACUGACGAUUUGUAUGAUGAAGAAUCUACUGGCUUGGUGUCUGGACCUUCUUCGUCCUCAUAAUUCUGGGUUUCUUUUUCACUUAUCAUUCGUGUGGGGUUUAAAGUGAGUCAUAUAUUGCUUUCAGUGUGGUAUUGACCUUUUUUUCCCUUUAGUUGUCUGUUUCCAAGUGUUGUUUAGUUUAACAUUGUUAAGUGCCAAAUCAAAGAUGAUGUGGUUUUAUCCUCUGAAUCAUGCAUUGAAUGGGAUUUCUGCAAGAGGUUGAUCCAA
Messenger RNA from Gossypium raimondii (Peruvian cotton), 985 nucleotides. RefSeq names its product PRA1 family protein F2. The record is from RefSeq and is a predicted model, not a curated record. Bases 230 to 778 code for a protein of 182 amino acids. The transcript has a single exon. Gene Ontology annotation, cellular component: Golgi apparatus; endoplasmic reticulum. Gene Ontology annotation, biological process: vesicle-mediated transport. NCBI's taxonomy places the organism in Eukaryota, Viridiplantae, Streptophyta, Magnoliopsida, Malvales, Malvaceae.